Molecule: messenger RNA, 2470 nt
Organism: Colletotrichum scovillei
Lineage: Eukaryota; Fungi; Ascomycota; Sordariomycetes; Glomerellales; Glomerellaceae
Exons: 2
Coding region: 879-1868 (329 amino acids)
Source: RefSeq, a predicted model, not a curated record
UUCCUCACGCCCAGCAUCCUCCUCAUUGGGUGCCGUAUUGCCCAUGAUCCAGCGCUGGACCGCUGGUCCCCUCGCCGAAAUGGCCUUUAGGCUUGAGGGAGCGGGACAUGCGGAGCAGAAGAAGAAAGGCCAUUCCACCUUGGAUUUCACCCCAUUCUCUUCUUCCCACUUGUUGCUUACUUGACUGGUCCGAGUCUUCUUCUUCCAUUGAAGCCUUCAAGUUUCCUAGCGCCAUCUGCUCUACCUUACUCUCCAGCCACCCAACACACACACGAAGUGGUGCGCUACACUAGCUCAACUGGCGCAACCAGCCCUGGACUUUGGGGACUCGGCUCGAACUCGAGAAUCGCGAACGAAUACGGAUACAUUUGCGUGCUUACUUACUGCCGCCUGCGUCCGCUACCGCUGCUUUGCUACCAACGCCCAAUGCCCCUCCAUUCCAUGUUCGUAUGACGCGUUGCGAGACCCCAAGCCGGCAAACAUCCGCUUCUUCUGGGUCCUUAUUUUUUGGCCCUUUCUUUCCUUGUGGAUUCCCCUUGCUCAGCGGCGCCGCUUAAUAUUUGAUACCCAGCAAGGUACGGCACGCUGAGCUGUAGAGAACCGGGACGAAGUGGUCCAUCACCAGCCGAUCUCUGCUUUCUCUUACGAUCCAUGUCGAUCUGUUGUUCUUAGAGACGCAGCUCAUUGCGACCUGGUUCCCCUCGAGAUAUUCUUCCCUCUCUUGCAACCUGAGACUUCUCAUCAUAUUGGAGCGAACAAAGGUGGACUCGACUCAGGAAUAUACGGGCGAGGACUCUUCUACAUGCACUUUCACCCACUGCGUCUGUGCUCCCCAGACAUUUGAAGCUUCGCACAGCAUCGAGAGACCCUUCAAGACCAUGUUCACAAACACACAACGACUGCUGUCAGCCUUUGCGGCGACUGCUCUCCUCUUCGCAACUUCAUCAUCAGCCGCAGCCGUUCAACCCCGGCAAGGUCCAGGUCCGGUCAACGACUGGAUCUCCGUUGACUCAAAUGGCAAUGCCCGAACCAUCUCACCAUCAGUCGUCACUAGCAAUGGCGCACGCACAACAAUCAGCCCGCCACCGUACUCAUUAACGGGCUCCGUCUACACCGUCACGGCCACCACCGGCGGACUCACAACCAGCACAGGCGUACCGCCGCCGCCGCAAGCAAGCAAUACCCAGGGAUUUGGAGGAGUUUUCGCCGUGUGCAACAAUAGGGUCGGCCAGGAUGGUCCGUUUUGUCAACCUCGACGGGGUAGCACUCUGCACGUGGAGUCGACGUACUACAUCACUUGGGAUACGACAUUCUUUGCAGAUCCCGCCACGCCCAUUGGCAUCGUCGGCUUCGAUGUAGACAACGGCAUCACCGACAACGCACCCGCAUUCUCCGUAACAAACCUCAGCGGCGGCGAUGGCUGGGUUCCCUGGACCCCUCACCUUACCGACCUCGAAAGCAAGACCUCCAACAACAUGACCAUCAUCCUCAUGUACAACGACCCCGACACGGGCGAAGAGAAGAACGUCACGGGCCCCGUAUUCACGCUGAGGAUGGCAAUGGACACCGACACACCUAACUCGAGACCGAACCUCCUCGCCAUCCUAUUACCCGUCAUCCUCAUUUCCCUCGCCAUCGCCGCCUUUAUGGUAUGGCUGUAUAUCAGGCGCCGCCGCCGUCACGCGGCCGUCGCUGCCGCGGUGGAGCGCCAGAACGCGGCGCAUCCCACGGGACAGCCGCGGAGCAUGCAUGGGCAGAAGGGCAGCGCGGAUAUCCAGCUCGAGCCGACGAGUCCGCCGCCGGGUUCUGCGCCGGGGCGAAAUGUGUUUCAGGAGGAGGUCCGCAGACAGGAGCGGGAGAGGGCAUAACGAAUGAGUGAUACGACACAGGCAUUGGGAACGGGUAAUGACAGGAAUCUUGUCUGGCGGAGAUCCGUUGAGACUUGAUGGAAUAGGGAGGGGGUACUUCGUUUGGUAACGACUUUCCAGCGAUAUCCUCAUCUCAGAAUGAAGGCACGGCAUCUAUGACUAUCUACAUACCAUGAUACAAGAGACGGAUGGGAUGUGCCAUCGCUCAACUUUGAUCUUCCAUCCUCAACAAUAAUGCGGCGCUGGUUCUAUUAAAUGCAGUGUGUGAGGUCUGACUCAAUAAACCCAAUGUACCCAGGCGGCCAUAAUGACGGGUCGCUAGAGUCAACCUCUUGACUUCUACCGUCGCAUGCAGCGGUAUACAGAAUAUGGCCUUGCUGAAACCAAUGCUCUGAGUCAAAGGCAAACCAUGACCAUGGCCCGUCUAGUACGAUGUCUAUUAGUCGCCCAAGGUGAGUCUAGCAACGAGUAUCCGUAGAGAUUGAACAUCAUGGUGAUCAAUCUACUGCGGUGGGCCUACCGGCUGCCUCGGGUCCGCGGGCGGCCGCGGAGAUCCGGUCGCUUGGUGGAGUGUCAAGGGGCCCGAAUGGAUCUUUCACAAC